UCCACAGACUCAACUGAAACCUGCGGGGAAAAGAAAAGUUAUAUUCGAACAUUCGCUAUGUAAAUGGCACUCUUUACUGCGUCCGAUAUCACAGCAAAGGGUCUAAUGCUUGGUAAAAAAAAAAACAAACGCCAAACUGCUGUCGGACAGCUGUUCUCCCAUUCUUUGUUACAGGACAGAAAGAGGAGUGUUUUUUCUCCCCCCCACCCCCUAUUUCCUCUCUUCUGGCGGAAGUAUCUCGCAGAGCUAAGGCCUCAUCCUUCCAAUGGCGACCGAAAACUGGCUGAAUAGAAAGCGGGAGCAACCAAGGAGGGGGUCAGAGCAGUGCAACUGAAAUUAAAUAAAUAUAUCAUACUAUCAGUAAUAAUAAGUUCGGCUAAAAAUAAUCCCACUCAACUAUGGCCGAUUCAGUGGCCAAAAAUCAAAAUGUUUCGCUCGUUGAAUCGGAGCUCUAUUACCUAAUUUCUCGUUAUUUAACGACUGGUCCCUGUCGGAAAGCGGCGGAGGUCCUGGUGAGUGAACUAGAAGAAUAUCAGCUUCUACCGAAAAGACUGGAUUGGGAAGGAAACGAACAUCCUAGAUCAUAUGAUGAUUUGGUGGCUGCAAACAGGCAUCUGGCACCGGACCACCUGCUGCAGAUAUGCAAGCAGAUUGGUCCAGCCCUGGACAAAGAGAUACCAUCCAGGGUGUCUGGUGUGCGCUCCCUACUGGGGACGGGGAGGCACUCUCUGCUCCGAACGAUUAAAGAUUGCCAACAGUUUCAUAGGAAAGGUCCAUUCUUCGCUGCACUCCAUAGGGGGCGACCACCAGAGUUGCCUUUGAGCUGUAGGGACCCAGCAAACAUAGUGGAGGUGUGCCGGGGAAGGGAGCUGACGGGAGUCCAGCGCUUCAGCUCCGUGAAUCCCGUCAGCAACUAUCUGCACAUGAAGAUGCAGAGGAGGAUUCUGGGGCACCUGUCAGCCGUGUAUUGCAUUGCUUUCGACCGGACUGGUCUCAGGAUUUUCACAGGGUCUGACGACUGCCUGGUGAAGAUCUGGUCCUCUUUUGAUGGGCGGCUCCACUCGACCCUGCGCGGGCACUCGGCGGAGAUCUCUGACCUGGCCGUAAACUUCGAGAACACUUUAAUAGCUGCCGGCAGCUGCGACAAAUCGAUCAGGGUGUGGUGCCUUCGCACCUGUGCUCCAGUGGCGGUUCUGCAGGGUCACAGCGGUUCCAUUACCUCCCUUCUGUUCUCUCCAUUUGCCAAGGGCUCCAAGAGAUACAUGGUAUCCACAGGGACAGAUGCGACCGUGUGCUUCUGGCAGUGGGACGCCAAUAAAAUCAAUUUCAGCGAUCGCCCACACAAGUUUACAGAAAGGCCUAGACCAGGGGUUCAGAUGAUCUGCUCUUCCUUCAGUGCCGGUGGCAUGUUCUUGGCAACGGGAAGCACAGACCAUGUUAUCCGGAUAUAUUACCUGGGAUGCGGCAACCCAGAGAAAAUGUCAGAACUGGACACCCACACGGACAAAGUCGACAGCAUCCAGUUUUGCCAUUCUGGGGAACGGUUCGUGAGCGGCAGCUGUGACGGUACAGCUCGGAUAUGGCGACUCCAGCACAACCAACAGUGGAGCAGUUGCUUGCUGGACAUGUCCACCACCCUCGCCGGCUCCCAGCCCCUGACAGAUGAAGAGACUUUCUUCAAGUCCAAAGUGACGAUGGUGUCUUGGGACCGGCAUGACAACGCGGUCAUCACCGCCGUCAAUAACCACCUGCUAAAAGUGUGGAAUUCAUUCACUGGGCAGCUGCUUCACAUUCUGAAAGGCCACGAGGCAGAGGUGUUCGUGCUGGAGCCCCAUCCGUCAGACCCCAGGAUCAUGCUGUCUGCCGGGCACGACGGGAACGUCUUCAUUUGGGACAUCACCAAGGGUGCCAAGACGCAGCACUACUUCAACAUGAUUGAGGGGCAGGGCCAUGGAGCCGUGUACGACUGCAAGUUCUCCCCUGAUGGCCAGCAUUUCGCUGGCACCGACUCUCACGGCCACUUGAUUGUGUUUGGGUUUGGCAGCUCUAAGCCGUAUGAGAAGCUUCCAGACCAAGUGUUCUUCCACACGGACUACCGGCCACUGAUCCGGGAUGCCAACGGCUUUGUGCUGGACGAACAGACGCAGCAGGCACCUCACCUCAUGCCACCGCCCUUCCUAGUCGACGUGGAUGGGAACCCCCAUCCGCCCCGCUACCAGAGAUUGGUCCCGGGAAGGGAGAAUUUUGCAGAUGAGCACCUGGUGCCCCAGCUGGGCUACGUCGCCACAAGUGAUGGGGAGGUGGUGGAACAGGUGAUUAGCCAGCAGACAAAUGAGCAAGAGGAAGCCAGGGCCCAACCCAGUGCCCUGGACCAAGCCAUCAGGCAGCUGCAGGAACAACAGAACCGGCAAGACCAUCCGGAUGCGGCAGGACUGCAUGCAGUGCCCGGAACCCCACGCAGAGCGUCUGUUGGCCCCGGCGCCGAGCUGCAGCUGUCCCCGGGCGUGGGCCUCCGGCGCAUUGGGCAGGUGGAGGGUGUGAGGCAGAUGCACCAGAACGCCCCACGCAGCCAGAUGGCCACCGAGCGGGAUUUACAGGCAUGGAGGCGCCGGGUUGUGGUGCCUGAGUUGCCGGCCAGCUCCUACAGUUUGCAGGAGGACUACAGAAUAUGCAAGGCGGAGGAGGAAAUGGUGCUAUACAGCACCAGGAAACGCAGGGCGACGCACGGGAGCUGCCGCGAUGACUCUGAUGAUGAGACGCCUUACGUCAAGCGACCACAGUCCCGCAAACAGCGGCAGAACCGGAACCGACGCGCCAUGACUGACCUGAUAGAGAUCUCUUGUGAGGAGGGGGAGGAGACGGCCAGCUCUGAGGCAAAUGACAUGGACAGUGACAUGAACUCCUCAAACUUAGAGGAGGAAUGGAACAGUGACAGCUCAAGCAGCCAUUCCUCCAGCGAGUACUCAGACUGGACUGCAGAUGCCGGCUUCAACCUGCAGCCGGCCACUCCCGUCUCAAGGAGACGUGGCCGACGGCGAGCUGUCGUCGUUAGCUCUGAGGAUGAAGAGGAGGAUGAGGAUGUCAUGGAUGUGGCUUGUGACGAAGAGGAGAAGACCCCCCAACGUCGCAAGCCGAAGAAGUCUAAGGACAAGACGCCGAGGUGUCCAAGUAACCGGCCAUCCAUGAACAGAGAAAUCUCCAACGAAUUCCGACCCUCUACAUGGAUCACAGAUGUGAUCCCGAGGAAGUCUCCCAUUGUCCCUCAGAUGGGAGAUGAGGUAAUCUACUUUCGACAAGGUCAUGAAGCCUACGUGGAGGCUGUGAGGAGAAGCAACCUGUAUGCUAUUAACCUGGACAAGCAGCCGUGGAAGAAGAUGCAUUUGAGGGACCAGGAGCUAGUUAAAGUAACCGGCAUCAAGUAUGAAGUGUGCCCGCCCACGUUGUGCUGCCUGAAGUUUUCUCUCAUCGACUACGGCACUGGAAAGCUUACAGACAAGUCGUUCUCCGUCAAAUAUCACGACAUGCCGGACGUGAUUGAUUUUCUCGUGCUGAAGCAAAGCUACGACGAGGCCCGACAACGAUCUUGGCAGCCGAUGGACAGAUUCCGUUCCAUCAUCGACGACGCCUGGUGGUUUGGGACCAUCGUGUGCCAGGAGCCCUAUCAACCUGAGUAUCCUGACAGCCAUUUUCAAUGCUUCAAAGUCAAGUGGGAUAAUGGAGAACAUGAAAAGCUCAGCCCCUGGGAUGUGGAGGCCAUUCCAGAGAAUGCCCAGCAGCCGGAGUCGGUGGGCGGAGGGGUCCCAGUGACAGCCGAGGAGAUGAGCGAACUCAUGUACAAGCCCCUGGAGGGGGAGUGGGGGGGCAGAGGCCGAGAUGAAGAGUGUGAGCGGAUUAUUGCUGGCAUCGGCCAGCUCAGUCAAGUCGACAUAGCAGCGCCUUUCUCUGGCCCUGUGGACCUCAUCCAGUAUCCCACAUACUGCACUGUGGUCGCCUACCCCACCGAUCUGGCCACUAUCAAGAUAAGGCUGAUGAAUAGAUUCUACAGGCGGAUAUCAGCCUUAGUGUGGGAUGUGAGGUAUAUUUUGCACAAUGCAAGAACCUUCAACGAGCCCAGCAGCAAAAUCGCCCACUCGGCCAAAGUGAUCACCGAGGCCCUCCUGAAAUUUAUCAGCAAAUCUGACUGCACUGACAUAAUGGAGAUCUACAAUGCUGUAGAAGACAUGGACUGUACUGACGAUGAGGAUCUGGAUGGUCCAGGUACCUCUUCUGCAUCCAGAGUGUUUCAGAGAACGAUGGAGGUUGUACCUGAUAAAGAUGCCUGGAAGGACCAGUGUAAAAGCUUGUUGGACUAUAUCUUUGAGUGUGAGGACUCCGAACAUUUCAGGCAACCCGUUAAUCCAAAUGAUUAUCCGGACUAUCUUGAUAUCAUUGAUACUCCAAUGGAUUUUGGUACCAUCAAGAGAACCCUGGAAGAAGACAGAUAUGACAACCCUAUAGAACUUUGCAAAGAUGCUAGGAUGAUCUUUGUUAACGCUAAAGUCUACACCCCAAACAAGCGUUCCAAGAUCUACAGCAUGACCCUGCGGCUCUCCGCAUUCUUUGAGGAUCGCAUCAGGGCGAUCAUAUCAGACUACAAGACCGCCGUGAAGAGCAGCCAGAAGCUGCGGCGCAGCCAGAGGUUCCGGAAGAAGACACAGCACCAGCAGCUAACCCCGACAUCCAGGGGCGAAGCUUCCAGUCAGUGGAAGGCGGCUGUAAAAACUCAGGAAAUGACGGAACCGUCGUCCAAGACGUGUCAGAAAUCUACCUCAACCAAAGUGUCUGCCACGGAGUGGUCCCGAGGGAGGCCCCGUCGCCGGAACAGCUUGUUGGCACGUUCUUCCUCUGAGGACUCUUCAGCAUCCUAUCACGGGUCCACCAAAGCUGCAUCAGAGUCCUCAGGAAGCAACAUAGAGUCCACGUCUGACUCUGAUGGCGAAAGUGCAUUGUCUUCAAGCAAUUCUGGGACGGACGAUUCUCAGCAGCCAGCCGUGCCCCGUUCUCAGCCUGGCGGCCGAGUGACCCGAAAGAGGAGUGCCGCAAAGCGGAAGAAGCGAGGUUCUGAGAGUGAAGGGGAACCCCAGGGGUCCCUCAGGGGAGAGGAAAGUGAAGAUAACAGACAGCCCUCCAUGUCCUCCUCUCGGCGUUAUCAGAUGAGGAGCACCAGGGUCACCAGGAAUAGUGUAGCUGCUGCAAAGAAAAAGGAAGGUAUCGCUCAAGUGAAUGGUCAUGCCAGGGUAUCCCGCCGGGAGAGGCGACCUCUCUCCUGCUCCGAAGUGGACCAGCUCGAAUCCGAUCCUCCCAAAGAGGUCGAGGCAGUCGGCCGGAGGCCUCUGACGAGGAAGACGGCGGCAGCAGCCGUCAGCAAGAUGAAGCUGAUGGGUGCUAGCGAGGAAGACGAGGGAUCUCCGUCCGAGGCAGAAGGCCGAAGGAAGGGCAGCCGGCGCCAGGCGGCCAGAGCCAGCAGGCGGAUGGUUGUGCUCGACAGCAGUUCGGAAUCUGAGGAGCAGGCAUCUGGACUGAACUCUCGGAGAACCAAGAAGUCAUUGGGCGCAUCUGAGGCAAGUGAAGAUAGUGGCACAAAGCGAUUCACUUCUCGCCGCCACCAAAUUGGGGAUGAGGCGAGACCCAGUAGCCGUAGAGCAGCCAAGCAAGCAGCUCUGAAGGACAAAUACGACACUGGGUCACGUGUUAAUGGCAACUGCAAGAAAGUGGAUGACUCUGAGAACAGAGAGAGUUCUUCUCCAGAAAGCGAACAGGAAAGAAAGAGGGAAGAUAGGAAAAGUCUUCAGUCUACCAGGAGGACUACUGCAACUGCUCUCAGUGUGACUGAUCUAGGGAGCGAGCAGGAGGAGGAGGAGGAGGAAAAUCCUUCUGGAAGCAGAGUACGCAGCUGCUUCACAAAUAGGAUGGAUACCCAGAGAAGUUCUGGGGAGGAGAGUGAAGAUCAAAGUCUCCAGAAGCAUUUUUAUCGUAAUGGGAAGAAGGUCAGUCAGUUUGAAUCUGCAUCAGGCAAUAAGUACUCUGACAGAAAGAAGAAAAAUCCAUCAGCAAGUCAGAGACGCGCAUCUUCCACAGACAUUGACAUUCAACACAAAUCUCAGAAAAAUUCCUCUGUUUUAAGAUCCGAAGAAUCAAAUGAUCAUCAAGGAAGGAGGAGGAGGAAACCAUUAGAAUCCGAGGAAGACUUUCAAGAUGAAAAGUCAAGUGAGACCCAAAAGUCCACCAGACAAAGACAAAGCAAGAAUGGGCCUAAAACAUGUAGUGACGAUUAUUCUGAUGCAGGUACUAAAGUGAAUGACUCUGUAUCUGAUGAGGAGGAUGACACAAAGGAUAAAAUGAAGGGAAAAGCAAAGAAAAGCCAGCCAGUGUCUUCUGAUGAAUCUUCGGAGAGCGAUGAGAGAACUUUUUCUGGCAGACGAACCCGUCUCCGCACUUUACCUAAAAAGAACUAUGUCGCAGAUGAUUCUGAGGAAGACUCUGAUGGCAGCAGGGAGAGACAGUCCGUAAAGAAAAGCGCCACGUCCGAGAGGAUGUGCCUCCGCGAGCAGGGCAAGGCUCGAAACGGAGGCUUGCAAAGUGCGCCUCCCUCCAAAAGCAAACGUGUACGCAUUUCAGAAUCGGAGGAUAAUGCCGACGACAGGAAGCAUGACUUGACCGACGUGGAAGAGGAUCCCCCAGUAGCAAAGAGGAAGAACGGCAUGCUGCAGAAAACCGGCACGCCAUCUCAGUCUGGAGAGGACGACGGAGAUGAGGUCAACGAUUCCGAACCACAGAGAUCUGUCAGCCCCGGGUUGCAGAAAAGGGGUUGUCGCAAACAGCAGCAAAACAGUGCAAGCUACAGCGGUAAUAAUGCCUCUGAUAGCGAUGAGAAAUCCUCUAGCUCAGAGUUUCUGUGCCUGAGCACAGGGUCCCGGAACAGUCCAAAGAGGCGAGGCGGGAGGAAGCGAAGGGAUGCCCAUGACAGUCCUGUCUUUCUGCCCCGGAAAAAGAGGCGGAAAUCGUCUGACACUGACAGCGACGACUCGGCCAGGAAGCCCACACGAUGCUCUCGGAUCAAGACACGCAACUGUGGGAAGCGGACCGUGACCUAUCAUGACAGCGAGUGAAGGACUGAUGUUGCUGACCAGCUGGACAGCCAACGCUAAUAAAAUCGAACUGACUAGCCAUGGGAAGGUAGUAGCACUGGAACUUUCGAAGCAAAAAUAAAAAUGCUGUGAAUCCGUUUAAUUCAGGGAUAUUUAUAUUUUCUGUGAAAACUUUUCAGUUGUAUGGAUCUGAAGCAUUUACCUACUGGCUUGACAAAGAUCCUAGCGGAAGUCCUGUCAUGUUCUGGGAUGGAGGGAAAUGAAGCAGCAUAUUGCUAACCUGCUUCUGUUUUGCUUCUAUGAUUUGGCCAACUUAAAAACUUGUGGGAAUGCAUUGCCAGCUUAGGUGCUAUUUUAAAAUACCUCUCUGAUUAAUCAUUUUGCUGGCUUGCACUAAAACACACACCGAUGAGGUAUUUCAUACACUAGUUUUUUGCAUUAGAAACUCAGGGGUCAACUAAGUUUACCUUUAGACUCUAACAUGCAGUUUUUCUUUCAUAUUUUUGAAAAGAUUAAAUGAGAGUAAAUAGUGGUCUGUAAAGGUGGCAGUUUCUAUUGAAGCACACACUGGCCUGAGCAAAUCCACUUCACCCCCCUAAACACUCCUUUCGUAAGCCACACAUAUUAUAUACUGUAAUUUUGUGAGGAAUACUGAAUGUGAGCCAAAAUGUACACGCGUGUUAUACUUUAUGUGUUUUUUUUCCCCCCUCCCCCUGAAUAUUUUGUAUGCAUUCUCAUGAAAUGGGCUGUAUAUAUGUGAUUUUUUUUUUUUGGUGGGAGGAUGUGAUUUGGGGAAUGUUCAUCCUGUAGCAAAGUAAUGACUAUUUAAUUAAAUUUGUGAGCUCGCAUUAUUUUUCAUUUAUAUACACUUAAAUAGCAAAAUUAGUUUUGAUUGGUACCCAUUUGCCAAGUACAGAAAACCAAAAAAGUACUUAUUGCAAAAUACUGUAAUUUCUCACAUUGGGAAGAUAUUUUAGUGUUCGGUGUAAUGUACUUUCAGUAUUAAAUUCCUUCUGAAAUAAACGGCAAUGUGCUUUUUAAAGCCAGUUGAAUCAAUGACGUUUCUCGUUUUAAAAAUGACGGUCUUUAUAUACAUUGUUACGUUAAACUUUGAGUUUCUGUUGGUAUCUCAUGCACUCUUUCUUAUGAACUGAUUCCCCAAAUUGUGCAUUUUGGUUGUAGAGUGAGCAAGGGAAGGGGAUUGGAUGCUGACUUUAUAGUGAAUAAAAUACAAGUAAAAGCAAA
Brienomyrus brachyistius is the source of this 8372-nucleotide messenger RNA. RefSeq names its product bromodomain and WD repeat domain containing 1 (gene brwd1). The transcript has 43 exons. Gene Ontology annotation, cellular component: nucleus. Lineage: Eukaryota; Metazoa; Chordata; Actinopteri; Osteoglossiformes; Mormyridae. Gene Ontology annotation, molecular function: protein binding. Gene Ontology annotation, biological process: cytoskeleton organization; regulation of cell shape; regulation of transcription by RNA polymerase II. The record is from RefSeq and is a predicted model, not a curated record. The coding region runs from base 399 to 7148 and encodes 2249 amino acids.